Messenger RNA from Pieris macdunnoughi, 1035 nucleotides. NCBI's taxonomy places the organism in Eukaryota, Metazoa, Arthropoda, Insecta, Lepidoptera, Pieridae. The record is from the annotation of a GenBank genome assembly.
AUGAGUGGCGACGAUGUAACUAUAAUGGAGGUGGACGAAGUUGAACCUGCGACUUCAAAGUCUGUUGCAUCAGUCUCGUUGAAAACCGCACAGUUGCCGUGGAUAGAAAAGUAUCGUCCUCAGAAAUUUUCAGACAUUGUUGGGAAUGAAGAUACCGUGUCACGGCUGGCUGUGUUUGCAAAGGCGGGCAACGCUCCUAACAUUAUUAUAGCCGGUCCGCCAGGUGUAGGCAAAACGACAACUAUUCUAUGCUUGGCACGAGCUCUACUCGGAGUGGCUUUCAAAGACGCCGUGCUCGAGCUCAACGCAUCGAACGACCGCGGAAUUGAUGUAGUUAGAAAUAAAAUAAAGAUGUUUGCACAACAAAAGGUGACACUUCCCCCUGGACGACACAAGAUAGUGAUACUGGAUGAGGCAGAUAGCAUGACUGAUGGAGCACAGCAGGCUCUUCGACGGACAAUGGAGCUUUACUCGAGCACCACACGGUUUGCUCUUGCCGCUAACAACAGUGAGAAAAUUAUCGAACCUAUACAAUCACGUUGUGCUGUGCUUCGUUACUCUAGGCUCACUGACUCACAGAUAUUAGCAAAGGUGGUAGAGGUGUGCGGGAAGGAAGGUCUCUCGUACACCGAGGAAGGGGUGUCGGCCGUGGUGUUCACGGCGCAGGGAGACCUGAGAGCCGCACUCAACAACCUGCAGUCCACGGCGCAGGGCUUCGGCCACGUCAGCCCCGAUCACGUGUUCAAGGUGUGCGACGAGCCGCACCCGAUGCUCAUCCGCAAUAUGCUCGAAUCCUGCCUCAAGCGGGACAUUCACGAGGCCUACAAGGUGAUAGCGAAGCUGGUGAAGCUGGGCUACGCCGCGGAAGACAUCGUCGGUAACAUUUUCAGAGUAGCCAAGACGUUGGACGCGCCCGACGACGCCAAGCUGACGCUGAUCCGCGAGAUAGGGCUGACGCACAUGCGCGUGGCCGACGGCCUCUCCUCGCCACUGCAGCUGGCCGCCCUGCUCGCGCGCAUGUGCCACGGCUCUUGA